Odobenus rosmarus divergens (Pacific walrus) is the source of this 1895-nucleotide messenger RNA. RefSeq names its product hippocalcin like 4 (gene HPCAL4). Lineage: Eukaryota; Metazoa; Chordata; Mammalia; Carnivora; Odobenidae. Gene Ontology annotation, molecular function: calcium ion binding. The record is from RefSeq and is a predicted model, not a curated record. The transcript is spliced from 4 exons. The coding region runs from base 221 to 964 and encodes 247 amino acids.
CCCCAGACUGCGGCCCGGGGUCUGAACCCUAGGGUGGGGUACCGCUGGGGGCACAGCCCUCCCCUUCCCUCGCGACUCCGAGAAGGUCAGCGCGGGCGGGCGGGGCGCGCUCCCGCAGCCGGGCCUCACUGGCCAUCCAGUCCCCACCUGAAACCCCGCCUGCCACUCCGCCCCAGCGGAGCCAAUCAACGCCCGAUCUGCUCGGGAUGAGGCGGGGCUUAUGCAAAUCGUGUCCCCUCCGAGAGACAGAGUGAUACAAGAGCUGGGAGGCGGCUCCGGUGCGGACCUCGGAGAGCCUGGCCGCCAGCCCGCGAGCCAGUCUCGGUCCCCGCAGCCCGCCGAGGCUCAGAGCCAUCCAGCGACCCGGCGAGCGGCCUCAGGCCCUGCCAUGGGGAAGACCAACAGCAAGCUGGCCCCGGAGGUGCUGGAGGACCUGGUUCAGAACACUGAGUUCAGCGAGCAGGAGCUGAAGCAGUGGUACAAGGGUUUCCUGAAGGACUGCCCCAGCGGCAUCCUCAACCUGGAGGAAUUCCAGCAGCUCUACAUCAAGUUCUUUCCCUACGGCGAUGCCUCCAAGUUUGCGCAGCACGCUUUCCGCACCUUCGACAAGAACGGCGACGGCACCAUCGACUUCCGGGAGUUCAUCUGUGCCCUUUCGGUCACCUCCCGCGGCAGCUUCGAGCAGAAACUCAACUGGGCCUUUGAGAUGUACGACCUGGACGGCGAUGGGCGCAUCACGCGCCUGGAGAUGCUGGAGAUCAUCGAGGCUAUCUACAAGAUGGUGGGCACUGUGAUCAUGAUGCGCAUGAACCAGGAUGGGCUCACGCCCCAGCAGCGUGUGGACAAGAUCUUCAAGAAGAUGGACCAGGAUAAGGACGACCAGAUUACGCUGGAGGAGUUCAAGGAGGCGGCCAAGAGUGACCCAUCCAUUGUGCUGCUGCUGCAGUGUGACAUGCAGAAGUAGAGGCUGGUGAGGGCCAGGGCCCCUGGCCAGGAGGGGCGUGGCCACCUCCCAACCUGAUGACCUCUCAGGGGGAGGGGUACUCUAGCCUCACUUUCUGGCCCACCCACCCUUCUGCCCAAGCCCUUGCUCCCCUCAGUCGAGAUCCUUGAGGGACCACCUCACCCUGGAAAAGAGACAGAUCCUCAGGUAUUCUGUGGUCUAGCCCCACCCCCAGUCUUGGCCCAGAACCAACAUCCACUGGGCAUAGAGAGUUGGCUUUUGCCCGAAGAGGCAGGAUUGAGGAAGGGGGGCUGCAGGUCUGCUCUGAAAUUCUGUCCUUCCUGGGAUUACACUUUACAGGAUAUGGUCUCACAGAUCCCAGUUAAAGGGCCAAAGUGGGUCUGUCCUUUGCUGAGGACUUAAAUUCCUUAAAGGUGGUCUCUGCCCUGCCUCCUCGACUCUACCUGGCCCCUCUGGCCCCAGCCUGUGGAGCAUUCAUUCAGUCCUUUCUUCACCUAAUGUUUAUUGAGCACCUGUUCAAUGCCAGGCACCUCUGGGUGCUAAGGUCAUGGUAGUUUACAAGACACAUUCUGUGCCCUCUGGAAGCUCAUACGGGAAGUGAGGCAAACUUCCAGUGGUCAGAGUCUCAGAUGGGAACGUGGCACACAACUGAGCAGAGGGUGUGCUAAGGCCAGUUAGUUUGAAAGGAACCAUUAAAUCUUUCAGCUCACCUCCACCCAGAGCUGCAGAGGGAUUAAAUGAAAAGUAUUUGGAAGUCUAGGAACCAUUGUGAGUGGAAGGUUUAAGAAACACUGAUAUUUAUGUAAUACUUAUUUUUUUAGUACCCUUUAAAAGAGCUAAAGUCAUUUUAUUAGUUUAGGAUAUUAAAACAUACUUUCUAUUACUUGGUUUCUUGUAAAAUGAUUAAAUGAAUAUAGAAAAUGCUAAUUUU